Messenger RNA from Ochlerotatus camptorhynchus, 2397 nucleotides. RefSeq names its product carbonic anhydrase 1 (gene CAH1). The coding region runs from base 438 to 1268 and encodes 276 amino acids. NCBI's taxonomy places the organism in Eukaryota, Metazoa, Arthropoda, Insecta, Diptera, Culicidae. The record is from RefSeq and is a predicted model, not a curated record. Gene Ontology annotation, molecular function: carbonate dehydratase activity; zinc ion binding. The transcript has 4 exons.
GUGCAACAAAACAGACGUAGCCCGGCAAUACUACCGGUGUUUCUAAUAUUCCAUACCCUUCACUUGAUUUGAAUAUUGUUCGUUCAAUAGAACAAAAAGUGCAGUGCUUGUCUUCAUUGUCAGCAAUCAGUGAAGCGUUGAAAUUCAAAGUGUUUGUGCUGCUGUGAAGGAAUCUGUAAAUCCCGUCAGUUGCUAGUGAAAGACUGCUGCACUUGUGUGCCUUGUAGAUCGAGCGUGGUUUUUGAUCCAACGGCGGCUUGUUUGUAUUUAGCAUUGCAUUGUGUUGUUACGGUUUACUAGCGCACCGAUUGGAAAGUUUUAUUUUCUGUUAAAUAUUAAAUAGUCGCGACUAAACAAGCGAGCUGAGAAAAAGGUGUACGCCGCUUGAUUUUAUUUAUUUUACGUGAAGCAAAUCGAGGAGGCAAAGUAUACACAAAAUGUCGAACACUUGGGGAUACACUGAACUGAAUGGACCUCAUGUAUGGUCAGAAAUGUACCCACAGGCGGCUGGCCAGCGCCAGUCACCGAUUGAUAUUGUCACAGAUAGCACCCAGCAGUCCAGCGAUCUGAAGGCAAACCCACUGCGCUGGACGUACGUUCCGGAGAACACACGCAGCCUGGUCAACCCGGGUUACUGCUGGCGCGUGGAUGUGAACGGCAAGGGUUCCGAACUGACCGGAGGCCCACUGCAGGAUGAAACCUUCAUCCUGGAGCAAUUCCACGCUCACUGGGGCUGCUCGGAUCGUCGGGGCUCUGAGCAUACCGUGGACGGAGAGUCCUUCGCAGGCGAGAUGCAUCUGGUUCACUGGAACCAGACCAAGUACACGAGCUUCGCCGAAGCUGCCGGCCAACCCGAUGGGCUGGCUGUGUUGGGAGUUUUCCUAAAGGUCGGCAAACCACACCCGGAGCUGGAUACCAUUGCGAAGCUAUUGCCAUUCAUCACACACAAGGGUGACAAAGUCACCAUCAACAAGUCCAUGGAUCCGGCCAACCUCCUGCCGGAGAGCAAGGCCUACUGGACCUACCAUGGUUCGCUGACCACUCCGCCCUGCUCGGAGUCGGUGACCUGGAUCCUGUUCAAGGAACCCAUCGAGGUGUCCCACGAGCAGUUGGAGCUGUUCCGUGAGAUGCGUUGCUAUGACGCCCGCGAGGAUUGCCCAUGUGACGAUUCGCUACACAAGACCUUCGAGUACGGCAAGGUGGUCAACAACUAUCGCCCCCCACUGGACUUGGGCAACCGAGAGCUGCGUGAAUUCGGAGGCCAUUGAACAACCAAAACGAAGAACCACUCCGACCCCAACCUACUAAAACCAUCAUCGGACCCAAUCUGUUUUAGAACGCUGAUACACUGUAGAGUAUAGGAAGUCGCGCAUUGUGCGUUUGAGUUUUGUAGCGAUCCAAAUGCAAUAACAUAUUACACUUGUGCGUGCACGUUGUUGAGUGUGUCUAUUUUAACACGAUUGUCAAAUGUGAACAAAUCUUCUUGUAUAAUUAGGCAAGCACCAGUUGAUUGAUGCGAGAUUGAUUCGAACCUAACACAUUUCAGUAUGUUGAAACAUUUAAUUUAACAAAGACGAGGAUUUGCGCAAUUUUUAACUGAAAAAGAUGUAAACAAUAGUUGACUUUCUCCCGGAAGGAACGGUCGCAUGGCAACACAUUUGUGGACAGACAGGUUUUAAGCUAUGGCUUAGUAGGUUAGUAGAGUUUCAUCGAGGACCAGGCGCUGUGCAAUUCGGUAGUAGCAUUGUGUUUUUAUUCAAAACUUCAUUGAAAUGUUACGUUAGUACACACACGAUAUUACAUUAAUAUUCCAGUGUUACUGUAUAUUGGUUGACAGGAAAAUUCAGAUGGCCAUUUAUUAGCUAUUGACGAGCAAAAUUGUGAUUAAGUUUAAUAUUAUUCGAUUAGUCAAGACCCAAAAUUUCCUUCUUUCUUUUGUUAGCAUGGCAAGUACAAUACUGGUAAAAGCUACACUGAAGUUUAUUUUAUAAUGAUUCAAGCAGUCAACUUUUAACGUUAUAGAAAGUGCCUAUGAUAACCAAGUGCAUCCCUUGAAACAACAGUUAGUCGACAAGUUAACAAAAAAAGGGAAACCAAAACCGUGAGCAGUAUUUUAGGGAACUGGUAGUCAAUUAAUCGCAUAGUAACAACGACCUCGAGACAACGACAAACUAACGGACGAUGUUUUGUAGAAUGUUUUCUAGCAAUUCCCAAAUAUUGUAACCGUUUUUGCCUAAGUGUGUGUAGAUCACAUGUCUAGGAAGUGCUGUUUCAAUAACACCUAAAUUAAAUUGUGUAGACACAUCACCAUCGGAAGGGAUCAAAGAAGAAUGUUAUUUAACAAAGGUUUUAAGAUAUUGUAAAGAUUAUUGUGAAAAAUAUAUAUAUGUAUACCAA